This is a messenger RNA of Octopus sinensis (East Asian common octopus), 1628 nucleotides long. Its product is annotated as exosome complex component RRP45. NCBI's taxonomy places the organism in Eukaryota, Metazoa, Mollusca, Cephalopoda, Octopoda, Octopodidae. Gene Ontology annotation, cellular component: cytoplasmic exosome (RNase complex); nuclear exosome (RNase complex). The coding region runs from base 158 to 1492 and encodes 444 amino acids. The record is from RefSeq and is a predicted model, not a curated record. Gene Ontology annotation, biological process: nuclear polyadenylation-dependent mRNA catabolic process; U4 snRNA 3'-end processing; exonucleolytic trimming to generate mature 3'-end of 5.8S rRNA from tricistronic rRNA transcript (SSU-rRNA, 5.8S rRNA, LSU-rRNA). The transcript has 14 exons.
UAAUUUUUAGAGAGUGUUACUUCCUGUCCAUCAUUCAAAGGUCCUUUCCAAAAAAACACACGUGUUUCUGUUGUGGGUUUGUUGUUAUUAUCGUAGUUUAGAGUCCAAGAAGCCUGUUACUUCAGGCUUCCUCAGGCUUACACAUUCUUCGGCAACCAUGAGGGAAUCUCACUUCUCCACUUGUGAACGAAACUUCAUUCUUCAAUCCAUUUCGAAGAAAUUGAGAAUCGAUGGACGCCAACCUUAUGAUUAUCGGCGACUGAAGAUUACAUUUGGUGUGGAAAGAGGCUGCUGCCAGGUAGAACUUGGUAAAACCAGAGUUUUGGCACAAGUAACAGCAACUGUAGGGCAACCGAAACCUAAUCGUCCCACAGAUGGCAUCCUGUUUGUUAAUGUGGAACUCUCUCCUAUGGCAUCGCCGGCGUUUGAACCUGGAAGGCUUUCCGAAUUUGGAGUUUAUGUGAAUCGUCUGAUGGAGCGGUGCCUGAAGGAGUCCCGUUGUUUAGACACUGAGUCACUUUGCAUCGUUGCCGGGGAGAAGGUGUGGAUAAUUCGAAUUGAUCUCCAUGUUUUGAAUCACGAUGGCAAUUUGAUUGAUUCUGCGAGUAUUGCAGCUAUAACGUCUCUUGCACACUUCAGACGUCCAGACGUUGAAGUGAGUGGGGACGAAGUCACUGUGUAUCCAGUUGAAGAGAGGGAACCAAUUGCCCUCAGCCUCCAUCACAUGCCCAUCUGUGUCUCGUUUGCUUUCUUUCAAGAAGGCAAAUACGUACUGGUCGAUCCAACAGAGAAGGAAGAGAAAGUGAUGGAUGGUAAAAUGGUGAUUGGAAUGAAUAAAUACCGAGAGAUUUGUACUCUACAGAUGGCAGGUGACAUGCUGUUGAUGCAUGAACAGAUUCUCCGCUGUUCCAAUAUAGCCGUGGUCAAAGUUACAGAAAUAACAGAGCUGAUUCAGAAGGCUUUGGAAAACGAUAAGCAGGCUAGAGCUACUGGUGCCAAGUUUGGAUUUGCAGAAUCUAUGGAACCUCAGAAGAUUACAGCCAUGAAGAAAAACCUUGCUGAAGUGAACAUGGAGAAUUUGAAGUCUUCCGAAGUGAAUUUAUUAGCAGAAAACAUCUCUGAUGAUUCCAGCAGUGAAUCCAGCAGUGAUUCCAGUGAAUCCAUUAGGCUGUGGGGUGCUGGAACUGCCAAACUGGGAAGAAACAGUUCUGAUAUUUCAAGUAGUGAUGACAACUCAGAAGUGAUGGAGCUCAGUCCUCCCCACCCAGCUGUUGCCGUUCCUCCUCGUCCAGCAAAACCAAAGUCAACUCUUCCACCAGCAGAAUCAGAUAUCAUAAAUAUUGAUGAUGACAGUGAAGAUGAUGUGAAGGUCAUACAAAAGACUCCAGAUUUUGCACAGAAAGAUGAAUCUAGCGGUGAUGAAGCUGGUGGCCAGAAACUAACUCUCAGAGAAUUACUCAUGGCUUUGAAGAAGAAAAAAUGCAGUCAGUGAGAAGAAGCAGGGGAACAACAAGAAUAACAACAACAAUAAUAAUAGAGACAAGACCUCAUCCAGUGCACUACACUGGAAGUUACAUUUUUAAUGUUCACUGUCAUUUGUAAAUAAACCAUUUCUGUUGAUUAACAUU